AUGAGAAGCACAGCAAAGAAGCUUAGGAGGAUGGAGAAGCUCAUCAAUUUGGUUAGCAAGCUGAAGAAGAUGUUGGGGUGCUCAGCUGAUAGGAACCUUAAUCGGCAAGUUAAGGUUAGAGCUUCACCGCCUUGUGCUGUUCUCUGCGAAGAGCUAUUCUUGCCUUUGAAAAGCGCAAAGGGCCAUCGAACAAGAAACAAUGAUGUCAAUCCUUUUUAG
This is a messenger RNA of Prunus armeniaca (apricot), 219 nucleotides long. NCBI's taxonomy places the organism in Eukaryota, Viridiplantae, Streptophyta, Magnoliopsida, Rosales, Rosaceae. The record is from the annotation of a GenBank genome assembly.